This is a messenger RNA of Rodentolepis nana, 1146 nucleotides long. The record is from the annotation of a GenBank genome assembly. Lineage: Eukaryota; Metazoa; Platyhelminthes; Cestoda; Cyclophyllidea; Hymenolepididae.
GGGAUCAUUCGAUCGCCAAUUGCCUCACCUUUAACUAGUCUCUCAGUUCGGACAAUCAAAUUACCAGUCGGUGGAUCACAUUCACUAUCUUCGGGUCGCAUUAGCAGACUUGCUAGUCGAGUGGAUACUAUGUCGAUAGUGGAGACCCGUAGUUUCUAUCGAAUUCCUCCGCCAAUUGCAGUAUCCCCUCCGGGUCUCUUGUUGAAUAUGGAUGAUUGUGCUUUGCCCAAGUCUUUCACUCCUUCUCCAACGCUCAGUUUUAUGGAUGGUGGUGAAGCGCCUUGGUAUCGACUUCAUCGACCUACUGCUCCGAUACAUCCGGCUUCUGACUUUGUAGAAGCGAGUUCUCCUCUAGCAAAUCAGACUCCUGGUACAAGUGUGGGUCUCAAUCUGGAUCAAGAGAAUCUGUCUCCUCCGCAGCCACCUUCUGCGUCUCCAAUCUUUGUUCAACCCCUAACUUCGGUGUCAAAUAUACUCCAGACCCCCGUAAUAUUUGGAGAGCGCCUACCGAAGUGGUCUGUACUCCGUCGGUCUGAGAGUAACCCAUUGUCACCUCCCCAACCAACCCUUCGUUCCUCCGCUUCUGCUGAAUUGCUCAAUCAAAUCUCUCGUUCUUCUCCCUUGAGAGGAGAAGAAGGUCACCCCUAUCAUCUAGUCGCUAACUCUACCGUUACCACAACCGUCUCGUCCCGUGACUCCCCACAAACUCCCCCAAUCUCCGUAUUCGAUCGUCGACGCUCUUGGUUCACAAGUCGAGCUGCUCCUGGUGUAACUCGACCCAGAGUGCUCAAACAUGGCCCUGUGUUGCCUCUGGACAUUGUGGCUUCGCGGAGCAGCGAUCUCAUUUCUCUCAAAAGAUCCGCCACAAAUGGUCUCAACUCUUACGAAGAGUCCGUAAUAAAGAAGAGUCGAAUUCACUCCUUAGUACCCAGUGAACGCAGCGCAUUUCUUCCCGUUGCCCACAGCGGUUGUCGACGGCCAAAUGGCCCUGACGGUCUCAUUGUUGCUUCCUCCACUGUGGCCUCUCCCACUCCCUCAAAUUGUUGCUCAUUCUCAAUGGAUACUGACAAUAACUACGAUGACGACCAAGAAAAAAUUUCUCUGAGUCUUCUUCCGCCACCACCCCUCCCUUCAAACUCCAUCUAG